AUGUUUUCGAGGCUAGCGUUCGGACCUGCAUAUUCUCAUCUGGCGAAGUGCUUCACGUCAAACCAGUUGCGAACAUUAUCAACAGCCGCACGGAAAGUCGUCCUUAUUCCUGGUGACGGCAUAGGUCCUGAAAUAUCGUCUGCCGUCCAGAAAAUAUUUUCCGCGGCUGAUGUAAGUUUUACUUUUUUCUCUAUCUUACUGUUCUAUUCUCAUAUAAACCCUCUCCACGUUCGGCUAUCUAGAGAAUUAAGAGAUUUUGCCUUCUGUUUUACUUGUUGCCCUUUUAUCUCAUUUGCGCCCUCACUUAACUGUUAUAUCUCAUCUCAACUCGCCUAGCCUAGUUCAAACAAGUUGCUAUCUGGAUUUCCUGUGUCGUAAAGCACCUUUAUGGAGUCAUUUACAAGGACUUGCCAUUGUGCAGGUACUGCAUAGGGAUCCACAAAUGUGUUGCCAUUUUAGUGGGCAUGAGUCGCAGGAGCAACAAGCGAAAUUAACAAACGUCAGAGGCGGCGAUUUAUGGAUAAAUCUCCGUAAAUGAAACUACAAACACAAUUACAAAAGAGCUUACAUCUUGUUAUACAUAAAAAUGCCAAGGCAGAUUCUGCCUGAUGGAAUAUAUCGUAACUUUUGUUUUGAAAACUAAUAACCCUUUGGGCUUAAUCAAAGGACUGUGCAUGUCAAACAAGGAUGCGCCUGCUGGCAUCCGGUAGACCUUUGUGAAAUAAAUCGAAGUCAGCGGUAACUUGUGUCCCGUUUGGACGGAUUGAAAAUCCCAUAAACUUAAUAUGUCCCCUAAAUAGCGAGCACUUUUGAGUUUUGAAUGCUAUCUCGGUUAAAUGUUGACAUGAGAAUUUUGAGCGACUCUCGGCCUCGAUCACCAGCUUAUCGCCACCUUUCUCUGAGAUGGGAUUCCAUUUGUCAUCACCAUGCAUAUUUGUGUAAUUCAUCCCGAAAUAAAUCUCAGCUGUGGCGCUGAGGUUGCACAACAGCAAAAUACCAGGAAGAAACGGUAUUCUCACCGAAAGCAUGAUGACUAUGUCUCGGCCAUCCCCAUACCUUCCAUAACAGAGGGACAUGGGGUUGGUAACUAAGCCCCCACAAUGCGUCACUAACGACCUAUGGCUGCAUUGUCGGCUCGCCGAAACAUGGUAUUUCGUUCAUUAUGGGCCCAUGUGGUAAGUAAUAGCGGCCGACAAUGUGUAAGUGGAAAAAGUAGUUGCUAGAAUCAAACAGUCUUCUCCAACCGUUGCUAUUCGGUCUGACGUUCAACUGGGUUCUAUCAUGUCGGCUUUCUUGCAUGACUACAUCGAUUGCUGGCCUCUCGAAAGGGCUGUUCACUCUUUGACUGCCUUAGAUCUACAUCAGGAUGCCGGCCAAUUGUCUUCGGUUACGCUGGCGGUAUCGUUCUGUUUGUACGAUGACCAUCAGAGCGUAGUAUGUCGGGCAAACAAAACCAUAAUAUCAGUCCAUUUGGCCGUCAAUUCAUCACAAUGCCACCUUUUUCGAGCGUUAUCCCUUACUCACAGACGGCGUCCUACAUAGUUACUGUCAGCCAUCUUGGAGGAGUUGACAGUUUAAAAUAUAGGCGGAUAUCAGUCUCAGAUCUGAGUUCAAUAGAAGACCCUGUAGUCAUCGGAACGGUGAUUGUAUUAGACUGAGCUUUCGGAUUCUUGCGAGAGCUCACCUUCUGGAUUGAAGACCGAUACCACAUGAGCUGUUUUAUAGUCCCUCAACACGGAUGUGGAGGUGGGGGGCUGCUUGUUCUUUGCUGUGGCCGGACUCCCUUCAAUGAUCGCAUGUUCUAAUUUUUUGCAUUUUAAGAUGUCUCGCGACGACGUUACUGCCGUUAGGCAGAGUAGGAAUGACAUUUUUGACUGAAUCGCAAAUAGUGGUGUCUAUUGGGCACACUGUUGCGCGUGGUCGGUCACUUACGGAUCCGUCGCACAUAGAUUGGCGAACCAGCACCUGAAGCACCAACAUACACUCGCCCCCACUGUCCACACUGCCCCGCGCAUUCACUCACCGCGUGGACCUAUUCGGUAACAUGCGUAUUCACGAGAGCGGAAUUGACCGCCCUCUCGACACACCUAACACCUCUUGCACACCCACUAUGCCUAGCUCAACCCACACCCCGCCGCUCAGCAGGUCCACCACCAUCAGCUCCACCACACUCGGCGCAUCUUGCACACCUACCAUGCCCAACCCAACACACACCCCGUCGUCCAGCACGCCCACCAUUAACAGCUCCACCACUGCCACUAUCUCCGAAACGGACACUGACACCGCCGGCUGAUCCGGUCCACACUGUCCCGUACACCCGCCUUACGCAUCCACCUGGUCGGUCGCCUGCGAAUUCAUCGCAUAGAGACUGUCAAACCAGUGUCUGGAGCCACAACAUACACCAGACGCAUCCGCCUCAACUGCCCUCACUGCACCCGCACAUUCACCCACCGCAUGGACCUAUUAGGCCACAUGCGUAUUCACGAAAACCUGUGGCGGACAACCGCCGACAAGAAUACCCCAUCACAUCUUCCCCUCGCCAACACCUGCAUCACCCAACAUCACCAUCUAUCAUAAGUAUCCAGUUUCCACCUCCCACGAAAGUGAGAAGCUUGUGUCUCGGCUUCGUCUCCAUGCGGCCCCUCUGCUUCAUGUAUGACCCCAGUCCGAGACUAUCACAGUGCGUCAAGCACCGUGGCUUGGAAAGCUGCCGAUUGACGCCCCAACCCACUCAACGCAGUCUGACCAGUUGUGUGCGUGUAUGUGUGGAAUGGCAGACCAGUGGGCGGAGAGCCAGGCUGAACCGGCUUCUUCUUAAUGCUAUCUAUGACAUUCUCACGCAUGUGAGAUGUCGCCCAACCCUCAUUGUGUGAAAUCCUUGUGCUUGUGUUUGGAGGGCCAGGUCGUGAAUGUGGCGCUCGCAGACAAGGUCACCAGAUAUGUCAGCCACCGCGCCCAACCCCCGCACCUGUCAACUGACCGGCUCGGAUAGUGACUUGGGCCUGGGAAUGGGAAGGGAGAGUGGGGCCUACGAGUCAGCGCAUUUUGCUCACCAUAAACAAUCUGACGUGUUUAAAGCUAUCACGGUACGUCAAAAGCCGUGGCUAGGAUGGUCGUCAACUGGCGGGAUAACUUAGAUUUCGUAGUCGUCCCAGUGUUAUGUGUUUGUGUGGAGCGGUCGACUGGUUGUCGAAGAGUCAGGCUCCAAUAGCCCCUUCUUAAUAUGGCCUUUAUAACACUUCCCCUCAGUGGGAUCCGAGCCAGAUGUGACGGCAUGCCUAGGUGCGGCUCCGGCCGUGCCAUCCACCCUUUUGUUGUUGGUUAAACCUCUGGUCAUUUGGUGUGUGGACCAGGGGAUGUGCAUUGAAGCGCUGAAGUGUGGGCUCGACCGUGCCAUCCACCUGUGCUCUCCUCCGCCUCCGGUCUUGACACUGGGCCCAGGUGGGGAGGAUGAGAGAGUGCGGCAGAUGCUGUUCAAGUUAACAUUCACUAUAAACUAAAACACGCGCAAGUCACCGUCUCUGCCUCACCAUGCUGUGGAGCACACGGUGGACAUCGUUGGAUGCGACGGUCGAACUGUUGGUGUGUUAGAAAUGCGCAUGUUCCAGCUAUCCAUUCGGCCAAUCCUCCAUGAUUUUGAACACUGAAUUGUGCCCGAGGAAAACGGACGAGAACUAGGGGUUUUAAACUGCUAUUGCGUGGACGGUUUUUCUUGUAAAGUUCCUCUGGUAUUGAAUAACAGUCUGCAUUUGCUGUGAUGACAUCUCGAGGAUAGCCCAGGCCAACCAAGUAAAACAAAUGAAGUAGUUCGGGCACGUUCUUCAGUGCCUAUAUCAUAUGUAUGCUGGCGCAGCAUAAAUGCGGACGUCAGAGAGAGGUUCGGAUAAACGCUUGGCUUGACAGCGAUAAGGGGGGGGGGGUGGCUCCUGCACUUUAAGUAUCCAGUUUUGCUAGUCGUGGAAGAGAAUGAAAGUAGAUGAUCGGAAUCGUUAGUUGAAUCCUCGCACAGCUCUAUUGUUGAAUGCCGGUUUCUCAAAUUUCUUGCCCGAGGGUCGCAUCUUUCGAUUUUUGAGGUUUUGUGUGUGUUUAUGUUGUGAGAUUCUGAAUUCUCCUCAUCCUAGGUACCGAUAGAGUGGAUUUCUGUGGAUGUCACCCCCGUCAAACAACCUGAUGGGACUAUGCGCAUGCCUCGCGCCUCCCUCGAAAUUAUCCGGCAGCAUGGUAUCGGCCUAAAAGGACCCCUGGCAACUCCUAUAGGGAAAGGUCAUCAAUCCCUAAAUCUGGCCCUGCGAAAGUGAGUCCAUUGUUUAUCGUUUCCUCAGUCGUUUGCGCAUCAAGUGUUCGACGCUUACCGUCUACCUGUCUACUAGAUUUUUUGUGUUCGUCUGUGCACUCGGAUAUAUUUCACUUCUCGGGUCUCCGAUUGAUUUCUCCUUUGAGUUGGUUUCUAAACAGCGUGUCCUGGGGAUUGUGAAAUCACCUGAUAACUGCUGCUCGCGAAUUUCUGAAAACUCUUCCGCGCCAGCUUCCUGUCAAGUGAAUUUCUCCAGACCACGUCCAUGUCCAUGUUCUGCAGAGGAGGAUUAAUCGGGAUUGGCUAGGGCUUUUCUCAUCAAAGUUGACUGAAGUCUUAAGAAUUGAUUAAUUGAUUGUUCCUCCAAAUGUGUCGCGCCGCUGUUGCGACAGGCCAAAAUGAGGGCCACGCUGAUCAGGCUACUAAGAGUCGACAUGAACUCCACAAUUAACGCCGUACAUGCAUCUGGCCAGCAUUAGACGUAGACUUGUGUUUGCCAGUACGCUCAAUCCCACAUAAGUCGGCCGACAAGUUCGCGUGGGUCAUAUAGGCAAAAAAAGUGAGUCCCAGGUAAGACCGAUACCGAGGUAUCCCUCCUCAUGGCGACUCAACGCAUUCCUCAUCAUCGUUACUUUAACAUGUUUCAAGGCAUUUGAUGAACCAGGAGUAGUGACAUGAAAGGUUAACAGCCGACGGGAUAACCGUGGCCACACAACAAUGUCUCCUUUUUAGUAUGACCUUCAUAAUGCUCCCACUUACCUGAGAUCCGUAACCUCUUCCUUGGAAGCCUCGUUUGUGUGGUGUUAGGAACGAGGACGCGUGAAGCGUGCCUAGCCUGACUACGUGACUUGGUCUAUCACUGCACCCGUUUCAUCCAAUGGGUUUAGAGAUACGCUGAUGUCACCAGUCUGGCAACCUGGACGUGAAAGUUUUGCUGUGUACGGACGGUGUUGAAGAGGAAAAGUAAAUGUACACAGUCGUGUUGAGCACCAGCGUUGACCAAGUAGCCUGACUGAAUUGCAGCUCGCAUGAAUUCACGAUGUGACUUGUUCAUGUUGAAACAUUUUAGUGGACUUUCAAUCAUUUUGUAAAAUUUUCACUGAACACUCCUUCUCCCUGAGUCAAGUGCUGCAGUGUACAAAUGGAAAAAGGCGGUGCCUAUAGUGUAAGACCCGCCACAAAGCGGAUAUUUGGUGGACAGGGCCUCUGUCAGGUUGGGAAUCACCCUGAUCAUUCCUCUAGUCGUGUACCUUUGGGGCGGUCAUACGGUAUUUGACCGUAACGUCAAUUUUGCGUGCGCCAAAACCUUUGUACAUGUGCGUGACUGGCAGAAAAACAUGGGAGCCCCUCUGGCCAAACGAUUGAAAAAGAAUAACCGAAGAGAAGAAGUUGAUUUUGCCGAAUGUGAAGCCUCUCCUCAAAGUUAUCCUAACUAACCAGGACGCUGUGGCCGCGUUCAGACACUACGUGGAUGGCCAGCUGGCAUUACUUGAACCGCAGACCGGUGAACCCUCCUCGGCCACUCAGAGAGGAGCCCAUUUCCUGGGCGUCUAUCCGACUGCUCUUAGUCGUUGCUCUGGCGACACUGCCAUCGAGAAUCCGAUUGUGCACCGGCCAGUGGCGAAGAAAAUCCGCUGCAACGCCAAGAAUACAAAGAACUGGCAAGACCCCAAUGCACCCUUCAAGAUAUCAUAUUUCCUGACGACGAUGAUGAUGAUGAUGCUGCCAAUUCGAACGCCGCCAGAGCUGCUGAGCAAUCCAACUCCAGCUAUCGAUCGACUGCCCUGGACAUGGAAAUUUCGACAGUUAAAUGGACUAUACAACCGUUUGCCUGAGUCCAGUGUCGGUACCCUUUCAGCUGCCAGUGAGGAGGAUAAUAAUCAGCAGGAAGAGGAGGCUAGUCUGGGAAUCAUGCUGUCGGCCAAUUCUGCCCGGCGGGGUGGAGGGGAUGAUGAUGAUGACGACGACGACGACGACGACGAUGACGACGACGGCGACGACGAUGACGACGAGGAUGGUGGGGCCGUGGCUGUCGUGCCCACCACUUCACAGGCUCAUGUCAAGCAAGCCAUUACGUUCAUUUGCCUCCCGAAAUGUAGGAGGUGCUCUGAGAUUGUGUGAAAGAGUAAUAUCCCCUUAAAUGAUAGAAUUGUGCAUUUCGUCAGAAAAGUGCGUGGUUAGAUACCCAAUCGGGUGACUUGUUAUUGGCGGUUAGCAUUGUAAAUCCGAUUGUCUUAUUUACUCAUAAAGUUGAGAUGACAGUGGUUCGCCUUCCUCCCGCUGUCGGAGUGAACUAAUGUAAGCUCGCGCUGGGUCAAGGACAUCAAAAACCAUCGACGCCACCCGGACAUACCUGACUGGUUGGCGAAAAUGCAUUUACUUAAAUCCCAACAACAGUCCUACUGUCUUUGUGUUAGUAGUGUCGUCAUUAGCCGAUUUAGAUACGAACCCGGCACCCAGCCCUCACCUGGGCCUAGCAGCCUCACCCCACCAACCGCCUCGACCGGCUAGCUAAACCAGGUGGGGAUAUCCGGUGUUGUAUGCGUUACCGCACCUGGUAACUCUGCUUCCCUUCCCCCACUUCAAAAAGUCGUACAGAGAGGACAAUAUACAAUCUCGUAUGCGACUCAGGCUAACUCGCGUCGAUCUCCACUAAACAAAGUCGUGACCCGUAGUGGAGUUUGCCAGUCGUCUGGGAUACCACCUGCUUACCCUCUGGUGGGGAAGGGGCUAGAAGAGGUGUCUCAGGAAAAGUGCUAGGCAAUCAUGCCAUCUGCAAGUAUACCGUGGCGCGUAGAUGCAAAACCCGCGUUCGAAGCACUCAAAGAAGCAACAACAAUCCGCGUCCCUAUCCCCCCCCCUCAACACUCUACGGGCUGCCAGAGUGGGUCUGUUCACUCUGGCAGCCUACACUGUGCGUUGUCUUUUAGACAAUCCAGGGAGAAAUCGACCGGAACGGAGCACGGCGGAAAUCAACAUCGAUCUGGAUCUGCCGCCUCCUCUCCUAGAAACAACCCGCCCCGUCCACCAACUCUCCGGCGAGAAAGCUCCGCGAUUCGAUGCGAUUCUGGCUGAAGUCUAUAAGCACGGCAGCGUCCAGCUAGUUGAUCAACUGGAGCGCUAUUCUAGGAAAUGUGGCGCCAAGGACAAGUCUUUCAAGGCACCACCGAUAGGAUUUAAGCCGUCCGCCAGCUGAAGGAGAAGUGUCAUGAGAUGCUGACCCACCUCUGCUCUACCUUAGUGGAUCUGACGAAAACCUUUGAAACGGUGAGCCGCGAAUGACUGUGGAAAGUCAUAUAGGAAUUCGGCUGUCGCGAUCGAUUCACUCCGGUGGUGCGUCAGCUCUACGUUGGCAUGAUGCCGCGUGGAUAAAACCGUGGUCAUGUACCAACCGUCAUCCAACACGGAAUACAGCAUUCCUCCAAUGAGUGUAAACGACAUCCAACUUGAAACCGUGAUCAACUUUGCCUACUUAGGUAGCACAUUCUCGCGCAGCCUCAAAAUCAACGAUGAGGUUGCCAACCGGAUCUCAAAAGCCAGUCAGGCCUUCGGCCGGCUGCAAGCCUCUGUGAAAUUGUCACGGCCUUCAACUAAACUCCAAACUGAAGGUGUACAAGGCCGUCGUAUUGACGACACUUCUGUACGGAGCGGAAACCUGGUCCGUAUACUUAAAUCAAACUAACAAGCUGGAUCACUUUCAUCCCAGCUGCCUCCACAGAAUACUGAAGGUGAGAUGGUUGGGCAGGAUCUCAAACACGGCAGUCAAGUCCGCUGCUAUAAGGACACCUUGGAGAACUCGAUAAAGCGACUGCAUGUAAACGCGGAAACCUAGAAGGACCUCACACAGGACAAACCGGCAUGGAGAAGAGAAAUGAAGACUGGAGCAACCGUCUAUGAAGCCAACUGAAUCGCCGAUGCCAAAACCAAGAUGGGAGCGCGCAAAUAUCAGACACCCCUGACUCGAAAUAUCAACGUUCGAUCCAUCCCAACAUGCCCACGAUACUAACGAACCUUCCGCUCGUCGAUCUGCCUCGUUGGACAUCUCCGACCCCAAUGCACCAACCACCCGACAACCCCAAAUUCUGCCUCCACGUCCGCCCUUACUCUAACCCUCUCGGCGUCCAUUACGGCGCCCACCCUCACCACUGGUGCUCCGUGCUCUCCCGUCGACCAUCGCCAUCUCCAUGAUCUCUGCCGAGAUGUCUGCAUCAACAACCACCUCUGCUACAGACCGAAACGCUCCCAACGCUCCCGUCAACCACCACCCUCAUCAUCACAGCCCUCACCGCUGGGGAUGUGGACUCGGUCCCAACCUGUCCUCAUUGCCAUCGCACGUUCGCCUCACGCAUCAGCCUGAUCGGUCAUUUGCGGAUCUGUCGCACGGAAAUUGGGGAGUCAAUGUCUGGAACGCCAACAUACACUCACUCCAUCCGCCUUCAUUUUGCACACAGAUUCAUUCACCGCAUGAAGUGUCCGUUCGCAUGCGUAUCCACGACAGCGAAAUUCACCGCAGUAUCGACACAAAUCCACCAACUCUCCAGCCCAGUCAACUCCCCAUCACUCCGUGCAUUGCCACAGAAACCGACUCUACAGCUCCCUACCUACCCUGCCCACGUCCUCACCCCACAUUCACCUCGCGCAUCGGCCUGGUCGGUCAUUUUCAAAUCCAUCGCACAUAGACUGGAUAACCAGUGCCUAGAACACCAACAUACACUAGACCCCAUCGUCUCAACUGCCCGCACAGAUUCAUUCACCGCAUGGAUCUAUUAGGCCGAACGCGUCUCUGUGAAAACCUGCGAUAGAAUACCGUCGGCUACACCAUACCAUCAAAUGUCUCCUCACCAUCAUCUGCACUGCUCAUGACAACACCCAACAUCACACAACGCAAGCACGUCACGUAGGUGGGAAUUCUCGCAUGUGGACAUUCGUCUUGUGUUGUUUGUUUAGAGUAAUCUCACUUUGAUUCUGUAGGGCAGGAUGGUUAUGCCACGCGCACUGAAGAAUCCGACCGAUUAUUUCAGAACAGAUUCAGCUCGAUGCGCAACGGUCUAAUUCACAUCAGGCCCGGAGGCACCUAUCCUUGAAAUCCGGUUUUCUCAGGUCUUUCUAUGCAUGAAAUCGGUUUAGUGGUUGUCUUCGAUUGUUUCUGUCGAUGAUUAUUUCCACCACUUUACAAUCUUCCUCACCUCCCCCUUUCUCUCCUAACCUGAUUUCUUGUCCAUUUGCGACUUUCUGGCAGGGUUGUGUGGUAAGUGGAUCGGCAACUCCAAUCACAACGCUUCACUACCGAUAUCGCGACUGGCCAGAGCGCUAGCCCUGUCCAAGCUUCGUUAGUACACAUCCGUGUUAAUAACCGCGUCAGACUAUAUGAAUGCUUGUGCUCCUGCUAUUCAGCCCUUAACUACGCUAAACCACAGCCUUAUGUCCGGCCUUUACACUCCAACCUCUGAACCCGCUUCUGUCUCUCCAAAACGGUCUAUCAUUUGAACUCUUCGUUAGUCUGUCUCCUGUCUUAUAUAUCUCAUAUUCGCGUCGGUUCGCUUACGUGCGUCAAUACUUUCUCAUCGCUCACAGAGAAUUCAGUCUUUAUGCCAAUGUGCGGCCGUGCAAAUCGCUGAUUGGGUACGAGACUCCCUACAAGAACGUGGAUCUGGUAACCAUUCGCGAGAAUACAGAGGGUGAAUACUCGGGCAUCGAACAUGUUGUGAGUACUCUGUAUUCCGCUUUAUCCAUGUUUUUUUAUGUUUCCCUAACUGAAGCCUAUAUUCUUCACUUGUGUAUCUGUGUCGUAGGAUGGACACGAUUCCCAUACGGCUUUCUACCUAAUUUCAUAGGUCCCUGUGCAGAAAAAAUUGAGUUGUUUUAUGCUUCCUGCCCAUUUCGGUGUCUAUGACUUGUCUCGGGGACAUGAAAUGACCGGGUAACGACCGUAAGCGCGUUUGAUCCAGCAAAUAUACCCUUCUUCGUUAAUGCUUCGGAGAUAUGCAUGCUACUGCACAAUAGUGGCACGCCAAGGGGCGACUCCGGCCGCACCAGCCGCCUGCGCCCUCUCCCACCUCCGGUCUUCUUGACUAUGUUUUGACACCCGCCCCAGAUGGGAGAGGAGAAGGAGGAGGGAGUGCGGCAGAUGCUACCCAAUUCUACUCAUAUUAAAAACUAAUUCGCGCUCAAGUCACCGUGCAUGCCUUCACCUUGAUGUGGACCAUACGUCGGAAAUCGUCGGCAACGACGAUCGAAGUGUCAUCUAACAGUCUACUACCUGUUUGCGCUUGCCGCUAUUGCUGCAGUUCUUGCCAGUAGUUUUGCUGCCUUUACUUUUUCUACUCAGAUUGUUGACGGUGUGGUCCAGAGUAUAAAACUAAUUACCAGAGAGGCCAGUCAUCGGGUAGCCGCGUUCGCCUUCAAGUACGCAGAAGAGAAUGGUCGCUCCACUGUGACAGCCGUGCAUAAGGCAAAUAUCAUGUACGUUUCCCUGUUAUUUUUAAGUUUACACUAUUAUGUUUACUUGUUUCGUUUUAAGUAAUGUUUAUUAUUACAUAUUAGGCGCAUGUCGGAUGGUCUUUUCUUACGCGAGUGUCGAGCUGAGGCCGAAAAACACCGCAAUAUCAAGUUUCGGGAGAUGUUCUUGGACACAGUUUGCCUAAAUAUGGUUCAAGAUCCACUGCAGUUCGACGUUCUCGUCAUGCCAAAUCUGUACGGAGAUAUCUUAAGUGAUCUGGCAGCAGGCCUCGUUGGUGGACUGGGUGUCACUCCUAGUGGCAACAUUGGUGAACACGGAGCCAUAUUUGAGUCGGUUAGUUUAAAAAAUUGUCAUUCCUAUAGCGUCAUGUUUAAAUUCUCCCUUUCCUGUUGGCUGAGAAUAGCAGCCGUAUGUACCGCUCUCUCCUAUUCACGUUUACCGCGUGGUUCGUAAUGUAGACCGUAUCAAAUACCCUGCCGGUUGUUUGUUUUAAGCGAUACGCCUACAUAUCGUGUUUAAAAGCUGUUUGGGAGACUGUGUGUCAUAGAUAAAAUAUAUCAAAAAAGGAGUACGAAGGCACAUAGAUUUGAGACUCUAUCAACUUGUAGAUAAAUAUGCGAAUCCUAGUCACGUCUGAAAUCUACCACAACACAUUUCAACAACUUCACUCAACUUCUACGCGUAUCCAGCAGUCCACGCGAUCUGCGCGCCUUGGUUAGUUUUGAAUUAAGCCCAGUCUGAAUUCCGUAUUAAACACACGCAUCCGGACGACUUUACUUUGUCACCUUUGUCCUUUUAAACAAAUCAAAAUGUAGGUACACGGUACGGCGCCGGACAUCGCUGGUCAGGACAAGGCCAAUCCCACCGCCCUUCUACUCUCGUCAAUCAUGAUGCUGCGCUACAUGGGACUGAAUGAGUAUGCGCAGAAAAUUGAAAACGCCGUCUUCACCGUUAUCAGGGAGAAAGAGGUAUGCACUGUUGACGGGUGGUGAAACCCCAGUUACUCUCUUAGCCACUUGACUUUGCCUGAAGUGUUUAACUAGGAUGCUUUGUAGAAGGGACUACUGUCAGUCAUCGCCUCCAGGUCUCCUUUUUUAUAUGCAACUUCAAAAAAAUCAUGCAGACUUGACAUACGGGGGUGUCUUGAGCAGACAGUUUAGUGGUAUGGUGAAGAGCAAAUAUCAGCACCAACUGGCGAUACGUUAACGUGAUACACCUGAGUCAACUUUCCUAACGGAAGCAUGUGGUGAGGACAAGUGGAUUAAUUCCUCCGGUUUGGGCUGCUUACCUGUUGCCUCGUUUCCUUUUUCAGCACCUUACCGUCGAUCUGGGCGGCCACAGCAAAUGCUCCGAGUACACGAACGCCAUCUGCCAGCAGAUUGAAAAGGGGCCCAACUAA
Messenger RNA from Spirometra erinaceieuropaei, 12153 nucleotides. The record is from the annotation of a GenBank genome assembly. Lineage: Eukaryota; Metazoa; Platyhelminthes; Cestoda; Diphyllobothriidea; Diphyllobothriidae.